UAUCCCACCGCUUUUGUAAUUUACUUUGGAAGUAUUCGCACUUGCCUGUUUACAAUUCCUGUUUUGAUUACAUUGUACCUAUUCAUAGCUAAGUGUGUGUGUGUUGUCAGACUGUUGCAUUUCAAAAACAUGUUUUCGGUGAGGACAACCGUGAUCAUUAUGCCCAGCAUAUGCGUUUGUGCAGUUCUUAGUUAUCUUCCUGUAUUAUCCAUAACUGGAAUCAUGUGGGUCCACGAUGAGAAGACUAACGCGUCACGCAUCGCCAUGGCAACGUCACCCUAUCGGGAUAUCAUUAAAAACGUCGUUUGGACCGCCAGAGAUUCAAUCCCAAGCAUUGCGUCUCAGGUCAUCGUCAUCGUCUGUAUAUAUUUAAUGAUCGGAUCUCUAAAGAAAGCGGUCCGGUUUAGAGGGUUGUCGUCAUCAGGAACAAUUUUAGAACCGUCGAAAAAUAGCCACGGAAGAACUAACAAAAAUAACGAACAGUGCAGGACCGGACGGCGCGGAGGUGCAGGUGAUCAAACAGGUGGUCGUCAUCUCGGUGGUCUACAUUGUUGGUAACACGCCGAAGAUUGCGAUCAUCCUGGCGUCGUCCGUUGUACCGGAUCUCAAUCUGGGUCACCGCUUCCAGGACCUGUACAUCGUCCUGACCAACACGAGGGAACUCAUCGAGAUGAUAUUCUCAGCUGUCAAUAUCAUUAUUUAUUAUAGUUAUAAUUCUAAAUUUAAG
Messenger RNA from Lymnaea stagnalis (great pond snail), 727 nucleotides. The record is from the annotation of a GenBank genome assembly. NCBI's taxonomy places the organism in Eukaryota, Metazoa, Mollusca, Gastropoda, Lymnaeidae.